This is a messenger RNA of Wasmannia auropunctata (little fire ant), 1667 nucleotides long. RefSeq lists its product as uncharacterized. Lineage: Eukaryota; Metazoa; Arthropoda; Insecta; Hymenoptera; Formicidae. The record is from RefSeq and is a predicted model, not a curated record. The coding region runs from base 615 to 1667 and encodes 350 amino acids. The transcript has 4 exons.
UCACUAAUCAAAUAAAUUAGUGUUAAAUGUCUUUAAGAAGUCUAAGAGAUUCUUUAAUAAAUAUAUCGUAUUAGAGGUAGCCAUAUUGAAUAUUAGUUUGCUACGUAUAUUCGCCCAGAUGGCGUUCAAAACACUGUUCCAAGGCAAACUUGGGGAGUUGCUAAUCUAUUUGCUUGGCUAAUCUGUGUUUUUUGCGGCUUAUCCCCGGCGUGUGUCCCCGGGUGUUCACCCGGGGCGAGAUUUUUUUGUGCGCGAAUUUUCUCUUUUCUACCGCAGUAGUAUACAUCGUGCCGCAAGGAAUGGACGAGGCUACGGCCUCGGGGUGUCGGGGAGGGAGGGGGCGGAAACGUUCCUGUCUCCCCCGCUUCGCAACAGACUUUUUCGGUCCCUUUAGACCGUUUUUCACAAUUUGAGGGGCAAAUAGCCCUGUCUCAAAGUCAAAAGCACGACACGCACCUUCUUCCCCUCUCCCUAGCCUCGAAUUACAUUGAAUCAUCCUCAUCCUCCUCGGUAUCCGUGAGUGCGCGAGUCCCCAGUGAGAUUGCGUCAGCCCGGAAAUUUCUCAGAGAGCACAACAAGAGCGCAACUACGAACACUCUCGCACAAGCUCAAGUAUGCAUCUGGAUAAGGCCAGGAACGAAAUAACCUCAACGCAGCAGAAGGGCUACGCACAACCGUGCUCGCAAAUCACCGUAGGCAAUAACGAUAGCGUAGAGGAUGCCACGGCCAUGGAAAUGGACGCCCAAGGGUCACCCCCUCUGAUCUCAGUCCAAAACAGCGAAAAAGGUAACAACAAAAGAUCUUAUUCUGUUCUUGAAGAAGGUAGCGAGGAUACCUCGGCACCAUCGGUUUCGGCGACAUCAUUGCCCUCUGCCCAUGCGCCCUCGAGCGCACGGUCGUCUCAUUUGGGUCCGGAAAAUCCCAAGGCACAGAAAUUAGAGGGAAAGACAAACAACUACACAAACCAAGACCAGGCGCCGUAUUUGGUGCAUGUGUACGCACUCAACAACAGCAAUAAUAACAACAACAACGGCCACCUUCACCCGAUGCGGAUGUUCGCGCAAGUCGGUCGGAUCAUGCCAGCUGCAGACAUCAUUGAAAUGAGGAAACUGGGGCUAGGACAAUCUCUGCCCUCGCAUGUCAUCCUCUUCUGGGCAAGGCACGCAGUGCGACCUUACAUUCCGAAAGCCCGGUUCUGCACAAAAUGCUACAGAGUGGGCCAUUCCAACGUCAUAUGCCGGAGCCCUGCGAGGUGCCUGCGUUGCGGGGGACCGGUGCACGCAGAGAAUUCAAUCUGCCCAGAGGAGAGCAGCACGCCGAAAUGUAUCAACUGCUCAGGUUCAUCAAACGGGAUUGGCUAUCAACACCCCCCUAUAGAGGAUCUGUCAGGUGGGGUUCAUUCUGCGCAGGGGCAUCUUUCCCCCAGGUCGGGCUUGGAAUCCAUUAUAGAUCUGCUGAAGGCUUUCACGGCGGGAGGCGCUCCGGAUAUGACGGCGCUGAUACGCCAGAUUCUACACCUGGUCAGAAAUAUUUCUCCCAUCUUAAGCAAGGUCGCUGAAGUUCUUGAAUUAUUCGGGGCAAGCAAUGUGCACCAGAAUUCGGAUUCUUUUUUCUACCCUCCUCCUCCAAGAGGCCAUUCCUCCAUGGGGGAUCGGAAACUCUGCUAA